AUGAAAUAUAUACGUUUUGCUUCCUCUCUCUGCUCCUGAAGGGAAACAUCUGAGGAUUGAAAACUCUACACUGACCGAGCAGCGGUUGCUGUUUUGGGCCAAACGUCGUCCUCGCAGCCUGAGUCUGUACAGCUGCAGCAGCCCGUCCGUCACCUCCUAUGGGCUCCAGAUGUUUUUCACUCUGUGUAAGAAUCAUCUGGAGGAUGUCAAGGUCACAAGUUGUACUGGUCCUGGUCUCCAUGGUGACCAGAUACUGCCUCAGAUUGGUCAGCUGUGUGACCAUGUGACUAGUGUGGACAUGAGCUGGAGUGGAGCAACAGAUAUGGGAGUCAAAGCUCUGAGUGACGGCCGGGCAGGGUUGAGACUAAAAUCAGUUGUCCUGAACGGCUGCCAUGUCACUGAUGACCCACUCAAGAAACUUGUCAUGAGACACAGAGAGAGUCUGUGCAGGCUGGAGGUGUUUGGCUGUCAGUUCCUCACUGCGUCCUGUCUACAGACAAUAUAUGAGAUGUGUCCUGGUCUAAAGCAUCUUAACGUCGGACAGGUGCCUAAAGUCAACACACACAGUCUCACAGUGAUGGCAUCACAGCUCAAAUGUCUCAUUUCCCUUAAUCUCACUGGUCUACAGGCAGUCACUGAUGUCACAGUGGCCACUUUGCUUCAAAACUAUGUCGAACUUGAGAGUUUGACCCUCAGUUCUUGUCCUGGAGUCACGGACCUGACACUGCACAACAUCAGCAAAUAUACACCAUGCAUUAGAUCCCUGGAUGUGAGUGGCUGUAAGGCAGUGACCGAUGCAGGAGUUCAGUCUCUGACUCUGGGAUGUCGACGGCUUCAGCAGCUGGACCUCAGCUCCACUGGUGCAGGGAACAGAGGGGUUACUCUGUUGGCAAAUUACUGCAGUAAACACCUCCAAACUGUCAAACUCAGCUUCUGCCACAUCACCUCAGAGAAGAUCCUGAAGCUCUGCAGACGCAGCAGGAGGCUGAGGUUGCUACAUCUCUACGGCUGUGCACAUCUCCCCAGUGAGAGAGAGAUCAGAGAAGUUAACGCCAUAGUUAAAGUUUACCCUCUGUCGUGACUCACACACAAACAUCUGCACACAACGGGACGGACAAACAUAUCAAAGAGCAAAAUUAACUAGAAAAAACUGGAAAAAAUCCAGCAGAAUAAAAACAAAGGAGCAUAUAUCAGUUUGACAUAUUUUGCAUUUAUUCUUGUGGUAUCAGGGGAUACAUGAGAUGUGCUGAUAAUCCUCUCAAGGAGGAUUAUUACUUAUGUUCAGAUAUUAAUCAAAUCAGUGUGAAUGUGUCUGCAUGGGAUUGACUUUGUGUGUUUGUAGAUAGAUGUCAGAUGUGUUGACUCUUUCAAAGCCUUUCUACUACUUCACUUUUUCUAGUUUU
Hippoglossus stenolepis (Pacific halibut) is the source of this 1403-nucleotide messenger RNA. Its product is annotated as F-box/LRR-repeat protein 2. Gene Ontology annotation, cellular component: SCF ubiquitin ligase complex. Gene Ontology annotation, biological process: SCF-dependent proteasomal ubiquitin-dependent protein catabolic process. The transcript has 9 exons. The record is from RefSeq and is a predicted model, not a curated record. Bases 170 to 1081 code for a protein of 303 amino acids. Lineage: Eukaryota; Metazoa; Chordata; Actinopteri; Pleuronectiformes; Pleuronectidae. Gene Ontology annotation, molecular function: protein binding.